AUGCCCUUUCUGGAGUGGGUUGCGCGGCGGAUCAAGAAACAACCACGGCCCUCACGCAGAAAGAGAAUCAUUCAAAAGUUAAGUAGUCUUCACCAACAGGACUACCAGACUUUGCUUGAGGAAUGUUUGAAGAAAAAUCGUCUCUUUGAGGAUGAGAACUUCCCAGCUGAUAUCAAGUCCAUUGGAACAGGGCCGCUCCUUCAAAAACUCCCGCAGAAACUGCAGUGGAAGAGGCCACAUGAACUUCACAAGACUCCAGUAUUUUUUGAUGCAAACACAAAACACCUUGCUCUGUGUCAAGGAUUGAUAGGAGAUUGCUGGUUUUUGGCUGCCUUGGAAGCUCUGACUUUUCAUCAAGAUAUCUUGUCUCGGGUAGUGCAAGAGAACCAGAGCUUCGAGAGGAAGAAGUAUGCUGGAAUAUUCCAUUUCAAGUUCUGGCAUUUUGGCAAAUGGGUUGAUGUGGUAAUAGAUGAUCGACUGCCAGUAAAUGAAGCAGGUCAACUUGUUUUUCUCUCAUCUGUUUGUAAGAACCUGUUCUUGGGAGCUCUUCUGGAAAAGGCUUAUGCCAAGCUAUGUGGUUCCUAUGAAGAUUUACAGAUUGGCCAAGUGUCAGAAGCUCUGGUAGACUUUACAGGUGGAGUUAACAUCACAAUAAAACUGACCGAAGCACCACCUGACCUCUGGGAUAUACUGACAAGAUCAACUUACAGCAGAUCAUUGAUAUGCUGCCAGACCCAUUUAGGGAAAACAAGAGUUCUCGAGAAUGGACUGGUAGCAAGCCAUGCCUAUACAAUGACUGGCAUACGAAAAGUGACUUGCAAACAUGGACCAGAGUAUUUAGUAAGACUAAGGAAUCCUUGGGGGAAGGUUGAAUGGAAAGGCGAUUGGAGUGACAGGUCUGGGAAAUGGGAACUGCUCAGCCCCAAAGAGAAGAUUUUGCUGCACAGAAACGGUGAUGAUGGAGAGUUCUGGAUGACUCUGCAAGAUUUUAAAACCCAUUUUGCUAAUCUGAUCAUCUGUAAAUUAACUCCUGACCUGCUGAGCCAGGAAGAUGGGAAAAAGUGGAUGUCCUCCCUGCAGUUCGGCAGAUGGGUCAAAGGAGUCACAGCAGGGGGCAGGUUGAGUUUGCUAAUGGAUACAUUUUGGAUGAACCCCCAAUACCAGCUGAAAGUCCUGCAAGGAAACGGGAGCAAGAGAUCCUUGUACUCUUGCAGUGUGCUGGUUUCUCUGAUCCAAAAACACAACAGCAAACACCGGAAUCAGAUGCCUCAUUUUCACAUAGGCUUUUAUGUCUAUAAGGUAGGCCUAAUUUUUUGUGUGUGCAGAAAUUAUUGGGAUGACAAUAAAAGACUACCUCCUGAAUUCUUUGUCCAGAACCUGCCUUUGAAUAGCUCUCCAGUCUUUGUGAAUGACCAUGAGGUGACUCAGGAUUUCCGGCUGCCGCCUGGAGUCUAUGUCAUUGUACCUGCCACCUCAGAACCUCACCAAGAGUCAGAGUUCCUCUUGCGCAUCUUCUCCAGGAAACAUAAUCUUCGUGAAAUUGGUGGAAAUUCAAGUCCAGUACUUUCAAAGGAAAUUGUUGACAAAUAUGAUGACAAAAUUUGGGAUGAUUACUUCACGAAGUACUUUGAACAACAUCCUGAAAUAAACGUUGUCCAGCUCCAACGGCUCUUGAACAUGGCCUGGACAAAUCUUCAGAACAAUGGAGUGUGGUUCAGUCUGGAUGCCUGCCGGAGUAUUCUGGCUGUUCUAGAUUUUAAUGCUACUGGCACACUGAGCAUUCAAGAAUUCAGAAGUCUAUGGAAGAGUCUGCUUCAUUACCAGAAAGUUUUCCAGAAAAAAGACACCUACCAAACUGGAACCCUAGGCCUAGAAGAGUUGCCUGCAGCCAUGAAAGAAAUUGGAAUUUCCCUGAGUGAUGAAGUCUCCAAUUUGAUGGUGCUUCGGUAUGGGGAUCCUGACCUGAAAAUUAGCUUUCAGAGCUUUGUCUGCUUCAUGCUGCGUGUGGAAUUCAUUAAGGAGGCCUUCUGUAACUUAACUCAAGAUGGAAAAGGGAUCUAUCUUCAAGAGUAUGAGUGGAUGAUGAUGACUCUCUAUUCAUGAAGCAGAGCAAAGGAGAAGAGUACUGUCAUUUCAACCACUGGAUCUGAGUUAUAGAUCUAACAACUGGGGGAAAAUAGACUGAUGUUAUUAAGUCAUUCAUUAUUUCAAGUACCUUCACUGAAACCAUUUGUUAGGCUAGAAGGAUCAUGGUGACUGCUUCACUAAAGGACAGUGAAUAAGUAAACUAACGCAAUUGUAUUAUAAUAGUGAAAUGGCCUGCAAAUGUGUUCCAUUUUUAGGUAUGCGUUAUUGGUGUUAUAAGUCUGCAUCUAAAAAUGCAACAAACACAUUUUCAAUCAAUCUAUCACCUAGAUACUAGUCGAAGGAUACUGAUUUUAUGUGAUUUCCUGUAGCGAAUACACUUGAUGCUAUGUAAAGUGUGAAACAUCCCCAAUUCAGGUCACUAGGAAGUUCUCCAGGCCUGCCACUGGAGAACACAUCUCAAUUCUCUGAUGAUGGUCAUACUUGCAUGACCGCCUUUCCUGAUACCUCUCCCACUCCCAGUGAGCAUUAUGCUCAGCUGGUAAUAACCUACUGGUGGUCCCUGCCCCAAGAAGCAUCUGACUGUCCUCAACCAGAGCCAGGUGGAAUUCUCUUGAAUGGAACCUGGGUCCAGUGGGAUCUGGCUCAAUUUUGCAGAGCCUGAUAAUCUGAGAUGUUCUGCCAGGCCUAUUGUUGAGGCAGUGAUGUGUACAUCUUAGUUAGCCUCCCUAUUCCUAUCCCUGUUUUUAUUUCUUUAGCUAUUUUGAUAUUUUUGGUUCUGCCUGCGCUUUCCUUUCUGACCUUCCCCUCCCUGAAUAGGUAUCCCUGUCAUUGUAUUUAAUUACCAAGUGUGCCAAUCAGAAUUUUAAAAUUGAAUUUUUUAAAAUAAAUAAGGUUAUUAAUUAUAGUGUGUACUUUUACAUUGAUUGUAUUAACUUGGUAUAAGCUGCCUUGAGCCUGACUGUAGUCAGAAAAGGACAGGAUAUACAUCUAAUAAAAUAAAAUAAAUUAUACAGCUUUUAAGGGCAUCAGAGCCCUGCAAGAGGAAAGAAUGGGCAACCCUAACAUAUUAGACAAUACUGUGCUAAUUUUAAUCAUUUUGACUGGUAUUUGGUAGCUGAAAGUAAAUAGCUGGACUAUUUACACAUGAUGUUUUAUUUAUUGCUUUUUAAAUAUUUAUUUUAUACAAUAGUGGUAUUUUUUAGUUAACUGCUAGAUUCCUUCCACUUAAGUUAAGGAUACGAUAGAUAGACAAUAAAUGUAGAUAAGAAUGUAGUGAAGAAAUGUGGAAGAAACUUUGCUACUUCCCAAUGCACAAACUCUGUUACAAGCUGUGGGAAAUAAUUAGUACAUCGUAGUUGCCUGCACUUGUUACAUGAACUGCAAGAUCUGGACUGAAAUUCUAAUGGCCAAAAAAUCCUCAUCAGCCCAUGAAGUUGUGCCUGACUGUAAUGCACAGAAAUCAUUCACAGCUAAAAAAGCCCGGGAAAUUGUAGGAAUGAAAAACAGCAAUCCCAGGAGCACUGGAAUUUCAUUUUGCAAGAGUGAUCUCCCCAAUACUCUUAUGUGAAUCUUGCACAGGUUAUAGCUACAAUUAUGAAGAAAACUUUACUUGGAAAUGGCUGUAGCCAAGAUAAUAUUUUGCUCGAUGCUUGGUUUGGAUUGUUUUCUGUAACAGAUUUUAUACAUAUUUGCCUACUACCUCUUUAAAUGCAAGCCGUUGGAAUUUCAGCAGUAUUAUAUAGCUAUCGACUACUCACUCAUACCACAGAAUCUCUCUCUACUAUGUGUCUCGUCUUUGAUAACAGUAAACUGUUCUGCACAUUGCGAGGUGCUUUUCUGAAAUUGUAAAAUGUGUU
This is a messenger RNA of Sphaerodactylus townsendi, 3944 nucleotides long. Its product is annotated as calpain-14-like. Gene Ontology annotation, cellular component: cytoplasm. The transcript has 21 exons. The coding region runs from base 1 to 2103 and encodes 700 amino acids. Gene Ontology annotation, biological process: proteolysis. The record is from RefSeq and is a predicted model, not a curated record. Lineage: Eukaryota; Metazoa; Chordata; Lepidosauria; Squamata; Sphaerodactylidae. Gene Ontology annotation, molecular function: calcium-dependent cysteine-type endopeptidase activity; calcium ion binding.